Pogona vitticeps (central bearded dragon) is the source of this 1515-nucleotide messenger RNA. Lineage: Eukaryota; Metazoa; Chordata; Lepidosauria; Squamata; Agamidae. The record is from RefSeq and is a predicted model, not a curated record.
GCGUGUGGUGCCGUAGGGGACCGGGGUGGUGGUGGUGGAGAAGAAGCACCGGUAAAUCAAGGGGCGACCAGAAAGGUCGCUUAGCAAACGGCACCGAUGCAGUAGCUAAUCAUGUCGGCCCAAGGCACCGAGAGGGAGAAAGGCUCUUCCAGGAGGCGUUCUCCAAAUUGGCGCGCCUGGAUGCCUGGGCUAAGUUGUAGAUUUUACCAGCAUAAAUUUCCAGAAGUAGAAGAUGUGGUCAUGGUGAAUGUCCGGUCCAUUGCAGAAAUGGGAGCUUACGUUAGCCUUCUGGAAUAUAACAAUAUUGAGGGCAUGAUUCUACUCAGUGAGUUAUCCAGGAGACGUAUCCGUUCAAUAAACAAACUCAUUCGAAUUGGAAGAAAUGAAUGUGUUGUUGUCAUAAGGGUUGAUAAAGAGAAAGGUUAUAUUGACUUGUCAAAAAGAAGAGUUUCUCCAGAAGAGGCAAUUAAAUGUGAAGAUAAAUUCACCAAAUCAAAAACGGUUUACAGCAUUCUUCGCCAUGUUGCUGAAGUUUUGGAAUACACAAAAGAAGAACAGCUGGAGAGCCUGUUCCAGAGAACAGCUUGGGUAUUUGAUGACAAGUACAAAAGGCCUGGAUAUGGAGCAUAUGAUGCCUUCAAACAUGCAGUUUCGGAUCCUUCAAUUCUUGAUGGACUGGAUCUGACAGAAGAUGAGAAGCGUGUCCUAAUUGACAAUAUCAAUAGGCGAUUGACACCACAAGCAGUCAAAAUUAGAGCAGAUAUUGAAGUUGCCUGUUAUGGCUAUGAGGGAAUUGAUGCAGUGAAAGAAGCUUUGAGAGCAGGCCUGAGUUGUUCUACGGAGAGCAUGCCCAUCAAAAUAAAUCUGAUAGCUCCUCCACGGUAUGUGAUGACCACUACAACACUGGAGAGAACUGAAGGCCUUUCUGUGCUCAGCCAAGCCAUGGCAGUCAUUAAAGAAAAAAUUGAAGAGAAGAGAGGUGUCUUCAAUGUACAGAUGGAACCCAAAGUUGUCACUGACACUGAUGAGACUGAGCUUGCAAGACAGCUGGAAAGGUUGGAGCGUGAGAAUGCUGAAGUGGAUGGAGAUGAUGAUGCUGAGGAGAUGGAGGCAAAAACUGAAGACUAGAAUGCUUGGAAUUGAAAGUAUAGGAUGGCUGUUACACAUCUAUAUGCCAAACUGGUGAAAACAAAUUUGAUUGAGAGUCUGUUAUUGAAAACCUCAGAAGAAAAGACUUGAAAUGUUUCAAGUUUUAAUGAGACCAAGUUUUGAAGAGAUAAGAAACAAUCUCCUGCAGUGGUGUUUUUUUUAAAUCUCCGUGGGAAGGUGCCUCUGACUGAAGAGUUAAUUCCCCUCCCCCGCCCCACCAAUAAAGUGUGACGGCUGUCUAUAAUCUCAUAUCUAACAAAUUGAAACUGGCAACUAUUCGAUAUGUCGGUGAGAUUUUUAGGACUCUGACCAAUAUUGCUUCGCAGGCUACUCAAGCAAAUAUUCAAUAAAUUUCUUGGAUAUUUA